Messenger RNA from Postia placenta MAD-698-R-SB12, 567 nucleotides. RefSeq lists its product as hypothetical. The transcript has 2 exons. The record is from RefSeq and is a predicted model, not a curated record. The coding region runs from base 1 to 567 and encodes 188 amino acids. Lineage: Eukaryota; Fungi; Basidiomycota; Agaricomycetes; Polyporales; Adustoporiaceae.
AUGGCGUCCUUCGUCUCCUCCCAGACCGACAGCCGCCCGACACUUCCGCCUCUCCAUGCCCUUGGUCUUCCUGACCCGCGGAAUACAUACGAACUGCCCGGUGCACACGACUCUUAUGACCCUCACGUACAACUACAGGCUGCAGUAGAGCAGAUGCAACUCAACGAUAGACAGACCCAGAGAUCCACGUAUCACGGGCGCGUCCGACAGGCAUCCGUGUCAUCCACGACCUCUUCAUGCACCGCUUCCUCCCGGAGCAGCAGCCCGGUCGCAGGUUCGCUCCCAUAUCCUAUCAGCGACCGCAUAUCCUUCAAGCGCACGACAUUUGAAGACGCCAACGCCAUGAUGAUUGUCAUCCCCGAAGUGCCCCCGGUCCCGCCCCUCCCGGGAACCCCGCGCACUGCUUCCAAUCCCGCUCCGGGCGUGUGGGUCGUCACCGGCCCUGCGGUCGAACUUUUCCGACGCCAUCCAGAGCGCCCCGUCUCGAAGGCCGCCCGCAUCCAUCCGUAUCGCAUCUCGCGCAUUUCUCGACACACGCCGAAGCCACAAUCCCCACCAUCUGCAUGA